UUAACUCAAUGCAGUGCCAUUUUUUAAAAAAAUGAUGUUCAUAUUGGAAUAAAGAUUAAACAAAACAAAACAAAAAGUUACAGAAAGUGAAAAGGAAGGUACAGCUCUUAUAUAAAAGGGUUGUGGAAGGGUUCCUUUUCAAGACCAACACACAUUCCUUCUCUCUUUUCUCUUCUUCCUUCAACUAGAGAAAAUAAUAUAAACCUAACACUGAUUAAUUUGUGUAUACAUAAGGUACUAUAGAGAAACAUAGGAAAGAUGAACACAUCAAAGAGCAAGAAGAAGCAAGAAGAGGCUGGUACAAAGUUUCUUGGGGUGAGGAGGAGGCCUUGGGGAAGAUACGCAGCUGAGAUUAGAGACCCAACAACCAAGGAGCGUCACUGGCUUGGCACUUUUGAUACCGCCGAGGAAGCUGCCUUGGCCUACGAUAGAGCAGCUCGGUCCAUGCGUGGCACUCGCGCCCGAACCAACUUUGUCUACUCAGACAUGCCUCCUUCCUCUUCCGUCACUUCCAUCAUUUCUCCUGACGAUCCAACUCCAACUCCUCCUCCGCCUCCUCCUGCUGCUACUCCUUGCUCUGACGAUCCUGUUGAUUACCUGAUGAUGUUUAACCAAUAUUCAUCCACAGACUCGCCAAUGCUGCAGCCAGCUCAAGUGGAGAGUAGUUACAUGUUUGGUGGCUCUCCUUCUUGUUAUUCUAAUAGCAGCAGCGAGCUGCCUCCUCUGCCGAGCGACCUAUCAAAUUCUUGUUACAGCCAACAACCGUGGAGCGUGGAAGACUACUCAUCAGCUACCUAUUUCGAGGGUGAGUACGUUCACAGCCCAAUGUUCAGCACAAUGCCAUCUGUUUCUGACUCUUUGCCUCAAGGCUUCAACCAUUUCGGCUCCUAUAAUUAACCUCUUCUCAUAUAUAUUCUAUUCUUUUCUCAUUUGUACCUUUUUUAUAUUUCAUUAUGUUUCUCCGUCCUUGAUCUUUGUCUAAGAUCAAAGUGACUGUUUGUAUUAUCUAGUUUUUCAAUAAUAAGUU
Brassica napus (rape) is the source of this 1027-nucleotide messenger RNA. Its product is annotated as ethylene-responsive transcription factor LEP-like. Gene Ontology annotation, biological process: regulation of DNA-templated transcription. Gene Ontology annotation, molecular function: DNA binding; DNA-binding transcription factor activity. Lineage: Eukaryota; Viridiplantae; Streptophyta; Magnoliopsida; Brassicales; Brassicaceae. Bases 259 to 897 code for a protein of 212 amino acids. The transcript has a single exon. The record is from RefSeq and is a predicted model, not a curated record.